CGGAACGCACAUUUCGGAACGCACUCCAUGAUUCAAAUAGCAACCAAAACAUAACCUACAAGUUGUCUGUUGCAUUCAGUUGUAUUAAGACAUUGUAUCGUUCAAACGGUAGUAAAUUAGUGAAAAAUCUAGUCAAAUCGUUGAAAAUGUCGUUGAAAAGAAAAUUAACACAGGAUGAUCUGCGUAAGGCAAUGAGCGAACACAGAAAGAAGCUCUGUGUAGUGAAGAAAAUUGACUCACCAUUAGCAAAGUAUACAGAUGCUGGUCAGCUUAUGUGCAUUUUAUGCAAAUCAAUUAUACGUAAUGAAACAGUUUGGCCUGUUCACUUAAAUUCCAAAGUACAUAAGGAAAAUAUUGCAUUAGCGAAGAAAACUAAACUGGAAACAGAAAGCACUGCAAUGACACCUAAUAUUCCAACAUUUAAAGAACCUCCAUCUCCAGCUCAAAAUGUUUCAAAUAAGAAGAUAAAAGGAAUACUGAAAAAUUCUUUUCAGCCAGUAGUGCAUAUGAAGUCAAACAUACCAGCUGAUUUUUUCGAUGAUAAUUUAAACAAAGUUAACAAUGAAUCUGUAAUACAAAAGUCGGAGAACAAAGAUUCUACAACUCCAGAUAUACAACAUAUGAAAAUAGAAGAAGAGAAAGAAAAAGAGAAAGUAAAAGAUACAAGUCCAGCUACGCUUCCAGAAGGAUUUUUUGAUGACCCAGUGAAGGAUGCUAAAGCACGUAAUGUUGAAUAUAAAGAUCCUAUGGAAGAAGAAUGGGAAAAAUACCAAAAAGAAAUUAAAGAAGAAGAUGCACAAUCUGCACAAAUUAUUGCCGAUGAUCAAGAAGAAGCCACAACAGAGAGACAAAUGGAGGAAAUUGAGGAGCAAAUGAGGCAUUGGUCUAGAGUACUGGAUCUCGCAAAGCACAUGGAACAAGUACAAGGCACCGAUAGAAAACAAGAUAAUAUCGAUGAUGAUAUAUCGAGCGGUGAUGAAGCAGAAUUUGACGAAUUUCUCGACUGGCGAACAAAAAAUUCAUAUAAUUAAAAUAUUUUAUACGUCCUAUUAUUUUGUAAAUAUAGUAUUGAUUCUGGUAAGUCAUUUAUAUAAAGUUAUAAGUC
Messenger RNA from Linepithema humile (Argentine ant), 1105 nucleotides. Its product is annotated as zinc finger protein 830. The record is from RefSeq and is a predicted model, not a curated record. Gene Ontology annotation, cellular component: nucleus; spliceosomal complex. NCBI's taxonomy places the organism in Eukaryota, Metazoa, Arthropoda, Insecta, Hymenoptera, Formicidae. Gene Ontology annotation, molecular function: zinc ion binding; nucleic acid binding. Gene Ontology annotation, biological process: nuclear DNA replication; mitotic DNA damage checkpoint signaling; mitotic DNA replication checkpoint signaling.